Messenger RNA from Torulaspora globosa, 2721 nucleotides. RefSeq names its product Rsn1p (gene RSN1). Gene Ontology annotation, cellular component: plasma membrane. The transcript has a single exon. NCBI's taxonomy places the organism in Eukaryota, Fungi, Ascomycota, Saccharomycetes, Saccharomycetales, Saccharomycetaceae. The coding region runs from base 1 to 2721 and encodes 906 amino acids. Gene Ontology annotation, molecular function: calcium-activated cation channel activity. The record is from RefSeq and is a predicted model, not a curated record.
AUGGCAGGCGAGGCCAAGUCAGAGGGUACCUCCACAUCCCAGGUCCUAACUGCCAUUGUCAGUAACUCUACGAUUUUUGGUAUUUUCAUGGCGAUUUUUUUAGUGCUGAGGUUGAAGCUGAAGAGAAUGUAUGAACCAAAAUCUUCCUUUGAUCUGAUUAGCGAUGAGAAAAAACCAGAACCUUUGCCUCGCGGACUAUGGCAAUGGCUUCUCCCUCUGUUGAAAAAGUCUGAUAAUUUUGUUAUUCAGCAGGCCGGUUUGGAUGGAUACUUUUUCUUGCGUUAUCUUUUCCUCGUCUGUGCUUAUUGCGUGGUAUCAAUGGCGUACAUGUUUCCCAUCUUGUUUUCCGUGAACGCAAGCAACGGGAACCAUGAAAGCGGGUUGGAUCAACUGGCUUUCCAAAACGUGAAGCAUUCCGGUCGUUACUAUGCGCAUGUGUUUUGCGGUUGGGUGUUCUACUGGAUCUUUAUGUUCGUCGUGUACAGGGAACUUUACUUCUACAACUCUAUGAGACAGGUCGUUUUGUCGUCUCCACGCUAUGCAAAGAAGCUUUCUUCGAGGACUGUGCUCUUCCAAACAGUGCCUGAGCAGUAUUUAAGCGAGCGUGAAUUUGCCAAGCUUUUCAAUGGUGUCCAGAGGGUGUGGAUCACUAGAGGCGGGAACAAUAAACUGGCUAAAAAAGUCGAUAAGAGAGACUCCAUGGUGACGCAAUUGGAAAAUGUACUCAAUAAAUACAUCAAGAGUGGUGUGAAAAAAGUCAAAAAGAUCAGGAAAAAGACACCAGAUGCUAUGGUUUCCUCGGACAUCAGUCAGUACAUUCCAGAGAACAAGAGACCCACUCACAGAUUGAAGCCUCUAAUCGGGCGAAAAGUCGAUAGUAUUUCUUAUCUGAGUGAAAUGAUCCCAAAGCUCAACAAGGAAGUUGAAGAAUUGCAGGCUAAUUACAUUAACCAAUAUCCCUUCAACUCGGUGUUCGUGGAGUUCGAAUCUCAGUAUCAAGCCCAAGUUGCUCUACAGACGGUUACGCACCAUCUACCAAUGUCAAUGACACCAUCAUUUGUUGGGAUAGAGGCAUCGGAUAUCAUUUGGAUGAAUAUGCGUCUCUAUUGGUCGGAGAGAAUAGCAAGGAAUGUCGUCGCUAUCGCCGCCAUUAUUGCUUUGGCUGCGUUUUGGGCCAUCCCGGUUGCGUUCGUGGGAAUGGUUUCUAGCAUCACAUAUCUUACAAAUAAGCUUCCCUGGCUCAAAUUUAUCUAUCAGUUGCCAAAGCCCUUGCUCGGUUUAUUGACUUCAUUGGCGCCAACUAUCGCCUUGGCGUGGUUGAUGUCAAUGUUACCAGUGAUUAUCAGAUUCCUUGCGAAAGUCAAUGGCGCAGUUUCCCUGCAGGGAGUGGAGUACUUUACCCAACAAGGUUAUUUUGUUUUCCAAGUCGUUCAAGUUUUCCUCGUCACCACUCUAUCUUCUGCCGUGACAUCAACAGCUACACAAAUCGCAGAACAGCCGACGAGGGCAAUGACCUUAUUGGCUUCAAACUUGCCGAAAUCUUCGAACUUCUUCAUCUCCUAUAUCAUAUUGACCGGUAUGUCCGUUUCUUCGGGUUCACUGGCUCAGAUCAUCCCUCUUUUCUUCCGUUACGUGUUUGGUUAUCUCCUCGACAGUACUCCCAGAAAGAAAUGGUCUCGAUUUAUUGAUCUAGACGCCCCAGGAUGGGGCACCACCUAUCCAGUUUACACCAAUUUGGCAGUUAUCAUUUUUUCAUACGCCGUGAUCUCGCCGAUUAUACUAUUGUUUGCAGCUUGCGGUUUCUUCCUUCUUUAUGUCGCCUACCUUUACAUCCUUCUCUACAUUCAAAAGGAGGCACCAGAUAUGAGAGGCAUUUGUUAUCCAAGGGCAUUGUUUCAAACACUCGUUGGUAUAUACAUUGGUCAGGUGUGUAUGUUGGGUUUGUUUGCUGUUGGAACGGGUUGGGGACCUAUCGUAUUGCAGGUAGUGAGUCUGGUGGUCACGACGUUCAUUCAUUUAAAGCUCAACAGCGCUUUUGACCAUUUGAUGAAAUUCGUUCCAGUUGAUACCAUGAAAGCAUUGGAUGGCAAAUCCGAUACGCCUUCCUUCAAAAACAUUUACAAUGACCAACUAGAAGAGGAUGAAAUCCGAGAGCUGCCCAAAUUUUCGAUCAAGAAAUAUGAGUCCAAGAAUCCAUUUUCAUCGCAUUCGGACAGAGUAUCAAGUCUUCUAAGUGAGAAAACAAUAGAAUACAACGAUAACGUCAAGUAUCAUGAAAACUCAGAAAACAGAAUAACAUGGAUUCCUCUUCUGGCGGAUGGCGUAAGAAGCCAGAUACCUCCAGCUCCAUUCUACAAAAGGUUUCUUCUGCCUCAUAUCUAUUGUUCGUUCCAAGCAGUGAAGUCGAAGCUACCUGAGAUUUAUGGCCUUUUCGACCCAGAAGAAGCGGUCUCAGAGGAGAAAAUCGCCAGCUCGUAUAACUAUCCACCUGCGAACGCAACGUGCCCGUCGGUAUGGAUCCCGAAGGACCCUUACGGAUUUUCUACACAUCAGGUUGAACAACUGAACACGAUUGUUGACAUAUCGGAUUCAAACGCCUCAAUUGACGAGAAGGGGAAGGUGACGUGGCGUGAGGGGCCACCAACAGCCAACACUGCAGAAGACCAGAGGGACCCAGCGGACGUCAAGGGCACCAGGGAUCCUUUUUCUGAUAAAAAAUAG